AUCUAUCUAUCUAGAGAGAAAAACAGAUAAUAAUAAUAAUAAUAAUAAUAAUAAUAACAACAACAAUAAUAAUGGGUAGAGCCCCUUGCUGUGAUAAAGCAAGUGUGAAGAAAGGGCCAUGGUCACCUGAAGAAGACGCCAAGCUGAAGGACUUCAUUCACAAAUAUGGCACUGGUGGCAAUUGGAUUGCUCUCCCUCACAAAGCUGGGUUAAAGAGAUGUGGGAAAAGCUGCAGGCUGAGAUGGUUAAAUUACCUUAGGCCAAACAUAAAGCAUGGUGAGUUCUCUGAUGAAGAAGAUAGAAUCAUUUGCACCUUAUUUGCCACCAUUGGAAGCAGGUGGUCAAUAAUAGCAGCACAAUUACCAGGGAGGACAGACAAUGAUAUCAAGAACCACUGGAACACAAAGCUCAAGAAGAAGCUCAUCAACCUUAUGAUCACUAAUGAUCACAAUAAUUACAACCAGCAGAGCAGAUCAUCAAUUACAACUACAACAACCAAAUCUUCAUCAUCAUCAUCAUCAUCAUCUUCUUCUUCUUCACUGCUCCUUCCUCCUCCUGAUCUUCAACAUGAUGAACAUCUCCCAUUUCAUUGCUAUCCUGCCCCAGACACUUCCCUUUCUGCCCUUGCAGAUCAAUACCAUCACCAGCCCUAUUCUUGCACUACCACCUUCUUUCAGAACCAAGACCAUCUUCAGCAGGGUUUCUUGAAUCUCACCCACUUUGGUGUUACCAACAAUGUGGGUACUAAUAAUGAGCCCAAAUAUGAACCCAAGCAAGAAGAAGAAGAAGAGGGUGAUUACGAUUUUCUUCUUCUUCAUCAGCAGCAGCAGCAGCAGCAGCUGGUGAUGAUGAACACUUGUUUCCAUGCCACCUAUGGGGGGCAUUUUGGGAAUUUUGAGAACAACAGAUUUGGUGAAGGUGAGAUUUUGCAGGAACACAAGUUGUUUCUUGAGUACUGUACAGGAGCUGGUAGUGCUACAAGUGAUGACCAGCAGCAGCAGCAGCUUCAAGGAAAUGAAGGGUAUUUUGGGAACAAUGCUUGCAUGAACAUUAACAAUGAUCAUCUAGAAACUGUUAAGAAGGAGAUGAUGAGGUACUACUAACAUUGCUGAUUGUACUACUC
Messenger RNA from Cuscuta campestris, 1123 nucleotides. Lineage: Eukaryota; Viridiplantae; Streptophyta; Magnoliopsida; Solanales; Convolvulaceae. The record is from the annotation of a GenBank genome assembly.